This is a messenger RNA of Closterium sp. NIES-67, 4280 nucleotides long. The record is from the annotation of a GenBank genome assembly. Lineage: Eukaryota; Viridiplantae; Streptophyta; Zygnematophyceae; Desmidiales; Closteriaceae.
AUAAGCUCCACAGAGGGGACACACAGCCUGCGCCGAUGUGUCUAGUUGUCACUUCAAAUGGACCACAUGCGCGGCAUGGCUUCGGACGGAAGCGCUGACCUCGAGCCGUGCCACGUUAUUCAUGGUUACCUUAUUCCAAAGCUAACCUAUCAUGCUCCGCUUGUUGGACGCAUCGUAGGCUGAUUGCGAGCGUUGCUGAUCUGACAACAACCAUGCCGGACAUGCACUACAGUACGAACGAACUGCCAAAUCAGUGGCGAUAGCGUUGGAUGGUCCGUCACCCGUCAGCGUCAGCAUGAAACGAAUGCGACGUGCGGUGCUAGUCGCCGGACCUUGGAUGACACGGUGGUGAUGUCUCCCUGCCUGUCAGUCGCAUGACGAUGCAACAGUCGCUCCUAUCAGUGCGUUUGCCGAUGCCAGCGUCGCCAUCAUCAGGAAACGUCGAAUUCAUUGCAUCGGUCAAAUCUGGCCGUUGGUUACUACUCUUGGGAGUGACGUACGGAUGUCAUCUCCCUCGGAGGAACAGUGGGUUCGAUUUCACCGCCUCGCUGGGUCGACCACUAGUAUGCCGGUCCAUUUCACCACUUGGCGAUGUUCGCCAGUCGCUUUCGCCAAUCACACACCAGUACCGAAUCGUCGAGCCGCCUCGCUUUGCGGCAUGCAAGGAUCGACAAGCGACCAACAAUUCAUAUACCGCAUGCUCGCUUGCUUCUUCUUUCAACGGUCACCAGGUCACCACUUCUGCAUGCCUGUAUCCAGCACACAAUCUCGUCGUGCGCUCAAUUGAGCCGGUCGAGGGGCCUGACGAAGUCGCAGCGAGCGAUUGAGCGACUCACUCGCUGAUUCCUCCUAGCCCAGCUGGCAGCGAUUGAGGGAGAUUCUCUCUUGCUCGUAGUGAGUCUGACCCCCCUUACCAAGCGCCGUGCGCUGCUCUUGCGGCCUGCAGCACUUGCUCCCUUGGACCGGCUGGUUGCCUCCUGUCUUCCCCCGAGGGAGUCCCUCCACCGCUACCAGGCUCCCCCCCCUCGAUCUGAACGCGCGGACGCGCGGACCACCACGCAACAGCCGGCACCCCUUGCUACUACUAGUGCGUGCCAGAGCUUCCACAUGGCUCCUAACGUCUCCUCUGCUGCGAGUUUCAAUUCUGCCGCUGUUUCCACUGCUGUUUCCACCGCUGGUUCUGCCGCCAGUGCCGCUGCUCCUAUUCCCUCUGCCAAGGCCGUGCCUACGCCACCUGCUGAGAUGCGUGCACCACACGCAACCCGGCUCAAGCUGCUCCCCGGCCCUGCUGACGUGGAUGGCCACCCGCGCAAGUGGUCCCCACCGCCGCCGCAGGAUGGCGUCCCAUUGGACGAGCGCCCCGAGUGGCUGAGGGACGAGGCGGCGCCGUUCCUGGAGCUGUUUGCGCGCAACGUGAGGAAGUUUCCGAGCAAGGCGGCGGUGACAUGGGUGGUUGCGAAGGGGGAGGUGAAGCAGUCGUACACCUAUGAGCAGCUGGAUGCUCUCUCCCGCGCUGUGAGUGCAUCGCUUGUGGGCGAGUGGGGAGCGGCAGAGGGAGACAGAGUGGUGCUGCUGUACCCCCCAGGGCUCGACUUCCUCAUCGCCUUCAUCGGCUGCCUGCGUGCUGGAGUCAUAGCUGUGCCGGUGUACCCCCCCAAUCCCCGCGAGCUGAAGAAGGACGUGGAGAAGCUCACCCGCCUCGUCAACGACUGUGGGGCGCGCAUCGUGCUCUCCACGUCCGAGUACCGCUCCAAGAUCCGCUUGUCGCUGCUGAAGCUGGUUCGCUGGCCGGGCGAGAAGUGGUUCAACACCAACGGCAUUAAGCCGCUGAGUCGAAGGGUGGCUGAGAAUGGCAGCAGCAAUGCUAACGGCACUGAUAGCAGCAGCAGCAGCAGUGAGAUUGCGUUUCUGCAGUACACAUCGGGGUCAACGGCGGAUCCCAAGGGCGUCAUGAUCACCCACACAAACAUCGCCCACAACGUCAUGUUCAUCCGCAGGACCCUUCGCAUGCAUUCGGGCAUUCGCUUCUUCAGCUGGCUGCCUCAGUACCACGACCUGGGGCUGAUUGUUGCCUAUCUCAGUACCCUGACUGCUGGCGGCAGUGGUGUGUACAUGUCGCCCAUUGACUUCAUUCAACGCCCCGCCUCCUGGCUGCAGUGGAUGAGCCGCCUCAAGAUCACGCACACAGCGGCGCCCAACUUUGCUCUCAACCUGGCAACUCGCAAGUUCUCCACAGCUAGAGACGCCUCCCUGCCCGCCCCCUUCCUCUCCGCCUCCCUCCCGCCCUCCUCCUUCCCCACCUCCCCGGACCCAUCUGCAUCCCUCCCCACCGCACUGGACCUCUCGUCGCUGGAGUGUUUCCUGAACGCGGCAGAGCCUGUCCGUCCAGAGGCAAUAGAGCGGUGGAAUGCGGUGCUGGGGCGCUAUGGCUGGGAGGCGUGUGGCAUGUGCCCGUGCUACGGUCUUGCAGAGCAUGUUGUGGGCGUCUCAGGCUGGGGAAGCAAGGUGCUUCAUCUCCCAGACAUCACUCUGCACAGCAGCGGCCAUCUAGCCACCUACCCUCUCGAUGGUCGCAUCGCCAUAGUCAACCCCGAGACCAGGGAGGAGUGCACGGAGGGGGAGGAGGGGGAGAUCUGGGCCCGCAGCUGCCACGUGGCGCGUGGCUACUGGGGCAAGCCUGAGCUGUCAGAGGAGACCUUUCGUGCGCGCAUGAAGGAGGGAGCGCCAGGCUCGGACACCGGGGCGUAUCUGCGCACGGGGGAUCUAGGGCUCGUUAUAGACCAGCAGCUGUUUAUAACGGGGCGGAUUAAAGACCUCAUUAUAGUGGGAGGGAAGAACUACUACCCUCAGGACAUCGAGCUCACUGUGGAGUCUGUCUCCGACAGCAUUCGCCCCGGCUGCUGUGCUGCCUUCAGUGUGAACAAGACAAGCCACACACAGGGGGCAAGCAGCAAUGGAGAGGGAGAGAAGGGGGAGAAGGGGGAGGGAGAGCAGGGAGAGGAGGAGGAGGUGGUGGCAGUGGUGGUCGAGGUGAAGGCAGUGGCAAAGGAGGGGUGGUGGAAGGGAGGGGGAGGAGGGGGGGGAGUGGAGGGGGGAUUGACAAAGCAGCAGAUGAAUGAGUUGGCUGGGGAGAUUCGCAGUGCCGUGGUGAGGGCGCAUGGCGUUGCGCCUGCUAUUGUGGCUAUCAUCCUCCCCCGCACGAUCCCCAAGACCACGAGUGGCAAGAUUCGCCGCAAGGAAACGAGCCACCGACUCACUACAGGGGGUCUCACUGUGCUGAAUAGUAACUCGCACAUAGAGGGAGGAGCAGGGGAGACCAUUGAGAGUCUGCACUCCAUUCCCGAUGCUGCUGGGGCGAACGGGGUGGGGGAGGAGGUGGUGAUUGGAGAAGGGGAGGAGGGGAGCAGGGAGAGGAUGCAGGGAAGCAGCAACGAGGGAAAAGCGGAGGAAGGGGAGGCAGGGGAGGAAGGGGAGGAAGGGGAGGAAGGGGAGGAAGGGGAGGAAGGAACAAAGAAAGUGGAGGGAGAAAGGAAGGUGGACGAUGAAGCUGCCAAGGAAGCUGCUGAGGAAGCUGCCAGGGAAGCUGCCAAGGAACCUGUCGAAAGGGCAGAGGAAGGUGAAGUGGAGGGGCGGAAGGAGGCAGAGAGGGAGUCAGUGGUGACGUCAGAGGGAGCAGAAGGGUCGGAAGUUAUGGCAGUAGAGGCAACAACAGUAGCAGGAGAGCGGGAAGUGGGCGGAGAUGCUGCUGCUGGUGCUCCUGCUGCUGGUGCUGCUGCUGCUGAUACUGAUGAAGAUGACACUGGCGUUGCCAAGUGGGAUGGCAUGAGUGCGGAAUCGGCUGUGAAGGCAAUCAUGGGCAUCCAUGACCUGCCGAUAGCAGGGGAGCCGCUCCUGGCUGACAUUGGUCUCACGUCGAUGAAUGGCAUGGAGGUGCUUGAGCUCCUGGAGCGGCGCUCUGGCCGCAGACUUGUAGUCGAUGACAUGGAGCGGCUUACCAUUGGUCAUCUGCGCCAGCUGGAUCAGGGCAUUCCUCUCCCAGACAACUUUGAGAGUGAUGACGAGGAUGAGGAUGAGGAGGAUGAUUGAAUAGAUCAACGUGAAGAAUUCGUUAGGUGAUAUGCGUAAUUCUUCUCACAGUAUCCAUAUUAUGUACAUGGCAAACUUUAUGGGAAGCAUCCAUUCCAUCCAGGGUUCUAAAGUCAGGCCAAAAAGGUCUGAAUCUCAGAGUAACAGAUUGCCUAGAAUUAUGGGGUACAAGGGAAUAUAACCUAAGGUGUUGU